This is a messenger RNA of Debaryomyces hansenii CBS767, 204 nucleotides long. Its product is annotated as DEHA2G00264p. The transcript has a single exon. The record is from RefSeq and is a predicted model, not a curated record. Bases 1 to 204 code for a protein of 67 amino acids. NCBI's taxonomy places the organism in Eukaryota, Fungi, Ascomycota, Pichiomycetes, Serinales, Debaryomycetaceae.
AUGUAUAUGAGAAAUUCUUUACAGGAAAUCAUUAACACGCAUUCGACCAUUUAUGAUAUUGAAUUAUUUGGAUCAAAAGUAAACAGUCUACUACGUGAGUAUUACGAAGGCUUGGCAGUUACCAUCCAUCUAGCCGCGCUGCGGUUCCAUCAUAUGGACAAAGUCUGGCAUAGUCGGUUGCGAUGGAAGCUUGUUGAUUUUUGA